UCAAAGAAGCACUAACUUCAACGUGUUAGGUGCUGGGCCGCAAAAAGUAUCAUCAUAAGGGGUGAAUCUCUAUAGAAACACUGGACAUGACUCAAGAAAGUAAGGACAGGAAGACAGUAAUCAGCAACAGACGAAUAAGAACAGAGAAAGUCAAGGCAAAAGUUGAAUACAGAGAAGCGAACAAACAAGGGAAGAGGAGCCUUUGAGCGGACAAUCAGAAAUACCUGAAAGACCUUGGAGUGACAGUGGGUAAAGCUACAAGAGAAGGGAAUAUAAACCAACUAUAUAACACAACGAAAAACCUUGAAGGUAAAAUGGUAAACCAGAGAGAUCAGUCAAGGACAAAGGAGGCAAGCCAAUCACUGAAAUUCAAAAAACAGAGGAACGGGUGGGUAGAAUACAUCGAGCAACUCUUGGAUAGACUAAUCCCACCGAACCUACCGGACAUCGACGCAGCACACACAGACCUUUCUAAAGCUGUCACUCCACCAACGAUCGAAGAAAUGAGGAUGUCUGUCAGACAAACCAAGAGUGCGAAAGCAGCUGAACCUGACAACAUACCAGCUGAAGCACUGAAACCAAACAUUGAAGUAACUGCAAACAUGGUCCACGUUCUAUCUAGUAAGAUUUGUGAAGAGGAACAGGUGCCGACAGACUGGAAAGAAGGAUAUCUCACCAAGAUACCAAAUAAAAGAGAUCUGAGCAAAUGUGAGAACUACAGAUAGCGUAAGGAUCGGUCGUGCACAGAC
This is a messenger RNA of Schistosoma rodhaini, 749 nucleotides long. NCBI's taxonomy places the organism in Eukaryota, Metazoa, Platyhelminthes, Trematoda, Strigeidida, Schistosomatidae. The record is from the annotation of a GenBank genome assembly.